Molecule: messenger RNA, 378 nt
Organism: Aureococcus anophagefferens
Lineage: Eukaryota; Pelagophyceae; Pelagomonadales; Pelagomonadaceae
Exons: 1
Source: RefSeq, a predicted model, not a curated record
GAGACGCUCUUCUUCGAGGGCCCGCCGUCCAUCACGGAGCUCGUGCUGCCGGCGAUCUCGAUCAUCACGAUCAUCGGCGUCGUCCCGUUCCUGGCCGCGGCCGCGCGGCAGGUCUGGGUCAAGUACAAGAUCACGAGCCGGCGCAUCUCCGUCCAGAGUGGCCUCGGGGGCAACGACUUCACGGAGAUCAUCUACUCCGACAUCGUCGACCUCAAGUACGUCUACCGGGGCUCGAAGGAGGUCGGCGACAUGGUCAUCGAGCUCCGCGACGGCGCCAAGCUCGAGAUGCGCCACGUGCCCAAGUUCCAGGACAUCUACAAAUACAUCUACUCGCUCUGCUCCGAGGAGUGCCAGGCGACGGCCGCCUCCAUGAAGUAG